CACCCUAAACACAUUAUCACACUUACACGGACAUCUGCUGAGAAGCUUUCGCAAAGAUGCCUUGCCUCACUGCUGUCCGCCAACAGAAGCUAAGAGUGCCAAGCUCUUACAAGUCAAUGCUGGAGAAAGUUCUCAUGGUGGACCAAAUCUUGUCGGAGUUCCAGCUCAGUAAAGAAGAGUUGAAGGAAGUGAUGAGACGAAUGCAGAGGGAAAUGAACCGAGGGCUUCACAUAGAAACACAUGAGGAGGCCAGCGUUAAAAUGCUACCCACUUAUGUCUGCUCCACUCCUGAAGGCUCUGAAGUUGGAGACUUCCUGGCAUUAGACCUAGGUGGCACUAACUUCCGUGUGAUGCUUGUGAUCGUGGGCGAGGAUGAGGAGAGAGGCUGGAAGGUGGAGACCAAGCACCGAAUGUACUCCAUCCCUGAGGACGCCAUGACCGGAACUGCAGAAAUGCUUUUCGACUACAUCGCAGAGUGUAUAUCCGAUUUCCUGGAUGAGCACCACAUCAAACAUAGGAAACUUCCUCUGGGAUUCACUUUCUCAUUUCCAGUUCGCCAUGAGGACCUGGAUAAGGGCAUUCUGCUCAACUGGACUAAAGGGUUCAAGGCUUCUGGUGCUGAAGGCAACAAUGUCGUUGGUCUCCUUAGAGAUGCCAUAAAACGAAGAGGGGACUUUGAAAUGGACAUAGUCGCAAUGGUGAAUGACACAGUGGCUACAAUGAUUUCCUGUUACUAUGAAGACCGGAGCUGUGAGGUUGGCAUGAUAGUGGGAACUGGCUGUAAUGUGUGCUACAUGGAGGAGAUGCACUCAGUGGAGCUGGUGGAAGGGGAGGAGGGAAGGAUGUGUGUGAACACUGAGUGGGGAGCGUUUGGAGGGAACGGAGAGCUGGAAGACUUUCGUCUGGAAUAUGACCGAGUGGUGGACGAGUCAUCUCUCAAUCCGGGAGAACAGCUGUAUGAGAAGCUGAUAAGUGGGAAGUACAUGGGUGAGCUGGUGCGUCUUGUUCUGAUGAAGCUGGUGAAUGAAAACUUGCUCUUUAAUGGCGAAGCUUCAGACAUACUGAAGACAUGGGGCAGCUUUGAGACUCGCUUCGUAUCCCAGAUUGAAAGUGACACAGGAGACAGGAAACAAAUCUACAACAUCCUGAGCUCCCUGGGGGUCCUGCCAUCCGAGCUGGACUGCGACAUUGUGCGUUUGGCCUGCGAAAGCGUGUCCACUCGAGCAGCACAGAUGUGUGGAGCUGGACUCGCCGGAGUUAUUAACGUCAUGAGAGAGCGCCGCUGCCUGGACGAGCUAAAGAUCACCGUGGGAGUGGACGGUUCCGUGUACAAACUCCACCCAUGGUUCAAAGAGCGGUUCCACAAAGUCGUCUGGGACUUGGCACCCAACUGCGACAUCGCCUUCAUCCAGUCAGAAGAAGGCAGUGGCCGAGGGGCCGCACUUAUCUCUGCUGUCGCCUGCAAGAUGGCUGCCCGCACGAUAGAGCCAUGAUGGGUCGCGGAGAUCAUCGUGACUGGCUUGUGAAUUAAGCUGUAGGAUCUCUGCGGUGAAGAAGGACACUCAUCUGGAGUGGCAUUAAAAGGCUCCCUUCGCACAGGAUGUGCAUUUCUCACUGUGGGGCUCGCCAAGUAGAGCACACAGUUAUAUAUUUGUCAACCAGAUUAGAACUUAAUGUACAUUUUUUGUUUUGUUUAUAUCUGGGGUUUUUGUUUAUGUGUAAAGAACAUUAAAUACAAACAUACACGUAUAUAAGCUACAAGAUUCAUAUUUGUAUGAGUAAUGGUAUUAAUACACCAGUGUAGAGGAAAUUUGUGUUUUAUACUGUACAUUGUGCUGUGGUUAGAGUAUAAUUCUGUCUUUAUUUGAUUUUGCUUAUUUUAUUUAUUAUUAUUAUUAUUAUUAUUAUUAUUAUUAUUAUUAUUAUUAAUAAUGUAAUUAUGAAAUGUGUUUAUGGUCUGUCACAAAACAUGUUGAUUUAAAUAUUAUGUUAGACAGCAGAGGAAUCAACUGUAACAAUGCUCAAUUAAUGUAAAUAAAGUUUC
Molecule: messenger RNA, 2044 nt
Organism: Clarias gariepinus (North African catfish)
Lineage: Eukaryota; Metazoa; Chordata; Actinopteri; Siluriformes; Clariidae
Gene: gck
Product: glucokinase (hexokinase 4)
Exons: 10
Coding region: 57-1493 (478 amino acids)
Biological process (GO): glucose 6-phosphate metabolic process; regulation of insulin secretion; intracellular glucose homeostasis
Cellular component (GO): cytosol; mitochondrion
Molecular function (GO): D-glucose binding; ATP binding; glucokinase activity
Source: RefSeq, a predicted model, not a curated record